AUGGAAGCCCUCCAUGUUGUUUGGACGGCGCAAAGGCAUGUUCUUGGGCGGCUGCUUCGCUGCCUCCUCGUUAUUUGCCUGGUGCGGCCCACGCACCAAGCCUUGAACAUCGAACAGGUCCUGGAAGAUGCGGUGCUCCGUUUGAGGAACCGGGUAUAUAUCGCAGACACAUUGGUGCACAAAGCGUCGGUGGCCAGAUGUGACUCAGCCGUGGACGGCCCGCACUGCCGUGGCCCGCAGGGCAGCUUCGCUGGGGAUCCGGUGGAUGCAUCCUCCGACAGGUCGGCGCUCGUCACCGAUGGAAUCUUUUCUACGAGACUGCUUGCGACGGCAGAGGGCGGCGAGAUGCUAGAUGAGUAUUUUCUUGGGGCCAGCCUGAAGGCGGCUGGCCAGAAACUCCACUCCGAGGCAGCGACAGCGUCGGAGUCCCAGCGCCCAAAGCAGGCGUCGGCCGGAAAACCCGGCGGACGCUCGGCGCUGCUGAGCUUUCGAGGGAUGCGUCCCUGGCAGGCAGGGCUGCCUGAGGACUUCGCGGGCACCCGACGACUGGGAGGCGGCGUGCCUUUCCAGGUCAAGUGGGAGGGGCCCUGGAGCCUUGUCGAGAAUGAUGAAUUCGAGAACGAUGCCGUCAAGCGCAAUCGCUUCGUCGCCAGACUUGUGGGUGGGGUCGGCCGCAUACGCUUUGGCAGACCCGUCAGCAUCCAGUCCGUGGACCUGCGCCGGCCACGUUCCUGCAGAGUGCCUUUUGGCAUGCCAUUGGUGGUAAAAGGACGCCGCAAGGGAGCGGAGGUAUUCCAGGAAGUGGUUCCAAAGUGGGAUCUGCACACUUUUGUAAAUGGUGUGGCUUUCUUCGCUUUGACGUCCACGGAUGUCGUGGACGAGCUCGUGUUCCAGGAAUGCAUACUGGUGGGUGCUGUCCAGCUUACCUUUGGUUUUGACUUGGAUGCCGUCUUCAGCGACCAGCUGCCAGAUUCCCAAAGCGAGAUGCCACUGUAUGUGACCUUUAGGGAAGGCUGGCAUGCGUAUGGCUGGGAUGAGAUCGAAUUCCGCAUUCCGGCACAUGUGGAGACAGCCCCGGUCUGGCAUCUGAACGAUGUGGCUUCCCAGCGCCUGUCAUUGCGUCCAGGGGUUUUCGAGCUUCCACAAGCAUCCUCCCGGGACGCUCCUCUUCCCGGUCUCAUGGACCCUAUCUCAGCAGAGCUUGAUGCUGAAGAGGAGGCACUGCUAUCCGCGGAGCUGGAACUGCAGGCACAAGGCGGAGGUGGCGACAAGCCCGAAAGUCACACUUCGACUGCGAGGGCGAGCGAGGGACCGGAGCCCAUCCGCAUGCCCGCAGACCUCGAGGAAGUUCUCGAUACAGCCAUCCUACCCCAGGAGUUUGUGGAGUUGGCCAUAGCCGCGCCCCAAGCAUCCGAACGAACGUGUUU
Symbiodinium sp. CCMP2456 is the source of this 1427-nucleotide messenger RNA. The record is from the annotation of a GenBank genome assembly. NCBI's taxonomy places the organism in Eukaryota, Dinophyceae, Suessiales, Symbiodiniaceae.